AUGUCUGACUUCCCUCAUACAUGGUUAAAACUUCUCUUGACAAACAUUUGCGUUCUCAACUUUGCCAUAUACUAUUCGACUGUUUCCAACCAGUCCAAGCAUACUAUGCUUCCGUCCCAGUUAUAUUAUUUCCCUCGUCUACCUUCAUCCUUUCAGGAUAAACAAUUAUUCAACAACCUUGUGAAGCACACUGAAACACACAAUCGGGUGCUCGAAGAAGAGAAAUGUUGGCGGGAGAUUCAGCGCCAACGACGGGAGGAAAAGCUGCUUGUAGAGCGCAAAAUGAAAAGGCCUCGUGGUACCUCCGCCAUGGAUGUGCAACAAGCCCUUGAUGCGUACGAGCGCCAUCUUCGCUAUGAAGCUAAGCGGCGGUUGGAGGAAUCUGCUGAAGAGUCUAAAUCGGGCGAUCUUUGGCACGCACUUGUUCGAAAGCAGGAUAAAAGUGAGCGAUGGGGUCAUGAUGGCUGGGAGGAGUUGCAAAAACCAGGUCCACCACCUCCCCUCGGUAAUCAUUUUGUAAAGGAGACGGUUGCAUCAAUGUCCCUCGCCUCUAAACCAACAGUACAAUUCGUUCGCAAAAAUGAGAAGCCACCUGCGUCUUUGCCGCUUUCUGAUCCAGUUCAGUCACAUGGGAAGGCGUCUAAAUCAAGACGAAAGCGAAAUCACGAGAAGAAAUCAAAAUCUAGCAGAUGCUGUAAACACAAGACACAAUCGAAGACCGCUCCUGAAACCUUACCUUCUGAUACCUCGUCAUUAAGCACACUUCACUCUGACGAAGAGAUUGAGUGGUUGGAACGAAAAUAGUCCCCUGUCGUGACUUGCAUUUGAUCUGUACGCCUUCUCAGGGUUUGUUGUUCACUCUUCCAUACUGUGUUGCUGCAGAUGAAUACCUCGAGUAUCUUCCUCUUUGGUGUACUCUCACUCUUUUGUUACAUUUCAACCUGGGCUCUCCUGCUCAUUCGAACUGCAAUUUUCCCUUUCGGAUGUAUGGUUUUCUUCUUUUUAUCAUUUCACAAAUUUUACGAUGCGAAUACUUCGAGUUUUUGUUGCCAUUGUGUAUCAAUCCUCACAGUCAUGCUUUUAGUCCUAACCUUUGCAUACUGCGUAGGUCUGACACUACCUGAGAUUCAUUCGCUGUGUGACGCAAGUGGUUGGAGUCUCGAUGGCGCGCAUUUGGGGUUCUAUUUCUGGCUUGACUCCUCCUUGUUGCUUUACCCCACUGGUUCAUGAUUUUUCAUCACAAUACGAC
This is a messenger RNA of Dicrocoelium dendriticum, 1249 nucleotides long. NCBI's taxonomy places the organism in Eukaryota, Metazoa, Platyhelminthes, Trematoda, Plagiorchiida, Dicrocoeliidae. The record is from the annotation of a GenBank genome assembly.